GAGAAAAACACAUACACCUAUUCUCUCUCUCUCCACCCUCUUUCAGAACAACAUCUCUUCCCACUUUAAUUUUUUCUUCAUUCAGGGCAUUGAGAGUUGUGGAGACGAGCUGUUACGGGAGAUAUUUCAGUUUCCGGCCGUCUUGAUUGAGCUGAUCAAAUUUAUUUUUGGCCGGAAAUUCAUCUGCGAUCGGAAACUACCAUGGAUGCUCCUGGCGGUUCAGGUGAAUCCCCAUCGCAGGAUGAGUCUCCGCCGGUCUCACCGCCUCCCGUAGAGUCUUCUCCCCCUUCCGCUCCAUCUGGAGACACCUCCGAUUAUUCUUCCCCCAAUUCAUCUGGAGAUUCGUCUACGCCAUCUGAUGGUUCUUCGCCGGAACCGGAUAGCUCUUCUAGCGGUUCUUCUUCCGUGCCGAUAUUUUCUCCUCCGUCGACAGAUUCAUCAAACUCUAAUGACAAAGUUCCAUCUUCCAGAUCACGCUCCAAGCGAUCCUCGUCUGACAAGUCCGAUUCCAAAGAUUCAUCAUCUUUAGAUACGGGAGUCAUAGCCGGACUUGUCGCGUCGGGAGUAUUGAUUAUUGCCAUUAUAAUUCUUUGCAUAUGCUGUAAGAGAAGAAGAAGAAGGAAGAAGAAACAGGUGCAUUAUAUGGAUCGUCAAAAUCCAUAUAAAGGUGAAAACAUGUAUUACAACGCCCCCCCUUCUGCACAAUGGCAAGGAGGAGGACAAAACAUGGAUCAUGUAGUUAAGCUCUCUCAGCAACCAGGUGGAAUGAUGCCUCCAAGCAAUGCAUGGGGUGCACCGCCUCCAUCAAACAGCAGCGUGUCGCCACAAAUGAGUAUGGGCGGGUUCAACCAGAGCCAAUUCAGCUAUGACAUGCUUGCUGCAGCCACCAAGGGAUUCUCUCGGGAAUUUUUGUUGGGGCAAGGUGGGUUCGGGUAUGUGCACAAAGGUGUGCUGCCCUCGGGAAAGGUAGUGGCAAUCAAGAGCUUGAAAUCGGGUAGUGGACAAGGGGAAAGAGAAUUCCAGGCCGAAGUUGAGAUCAUUAGCAGAGUUCACCAUCGGCAUCUUGUGUCGCUUGUUGGAUAUUGCAUCAGUGAGCGGCAGAGGAUGUUGGUGUAUGAAUAUGUUCCCAAUCAGACCUUGGAAUUCCACCUCCAUGGAAAGGGUCGACCUGUCAUGGACUGGGCAACCAGGCUCAAAAUUGCUCUGGGAUCUGCUAAGGGAUUAGCUUACCUCCAUGAAGAUUGCCAUCCUCGGAUUAUCCACCGUGACAUCAAGGCUGCAAACAUUUUACUUGAUGAGAACUUUGAAGCCAUGGUUGCAGAUUUUGGAUUGGCUAAACUCUCUAAUGACAACAACACUCAUGUCUCUACUCGCGUCAUGGGAACCUUCGGGUACUUGGCUCCAGAAUAUGCAUCAAGCGGAAAGCUAACAGAUAGAUCAGAUGUUUUCUCAUUUGGAGUGAUGCUUUUAGAAUUUAUAACCGGGAACCAACCUGUGGAUCUUACUGGUGAAAUGGAAGACAGCUUAGUAGAAUGGGCUAGACCACUUCUUGCCACGGCUAUUCAGAAUGGGAACUAUGAUGAAUUAGUAGACAAACGGCUUGAAGGCAACUAUAACUCCAAUGAGAUGGCUCGUAUGGUGUCAUGUGCUGCUGCUAGUGUUCGCCAUUCUGCUAGAAGGCGCCCCAAGAUGAGCCAGAUUGUACGAGCGCUGGAGGGAAAUUCAUCACUAGAGGAUUUGAACGAGGGUGGAAAGACGGGGUUGCAGGGUGGCACGAGCGUGGUAUCCAGCAAUAGCGGCAUGACGACGAGUUCAGACAGAUCUGGGAUGUACGAUACAUGUGCAUACAAUGCAGACAUUAUGAAGUUCCGGAAAAUGGUGCUGUCAGACGACAGCAGUACUGAGUUUGGGACUACAGGUGAGUUUGAGAGAAAAUAAUAAUAACAUAGGAGGAGGGAAGCAGCAGGGGCAGAAGAACGGACGUGAUAGAGAAACCGGCCGUGAAGAAGAAGAAAAAAAAGAAGAAAAAAUUUUGUCAUUGAGAGAGACAUAUAUGGAUCGAUCAGUCUCUUGGCAAGUGAUGUGAUGAACCCAGUUUUGGAAAGGAUUGGAGGAAUCAGAUGAUGUUCUCCCAUUUCAUAUGAGUUUUUUUUUUUUUUUUUUUUUUUGGAAUUUCCACACAUACCAAAGCUUAAAUUAUCCAGGUCGAUUCUGCAUAUAUUUUCUUCUGUUUAAUUAAUGUUUGUUGUAAAAUAUAAUGACAUAUUCGACCAAAAUUAUAGUAGUGUGAGCCUUACCA
Messenger RNA from Ipomoea nil (Japanese morning glory), 2299 nucleotides. Its product is annotated as proline-rich receptor-like protein kinase PERK5. The coding region runs from base 202 to 1938 and encodes 578 amino acids. Lineage: Eukaryota; Viridiplantae; Streptophyta; Magnoliopsida; Solanales; Convolvulaceae. The transcript is spliced from 9 exons. The record is from RefSeq and is a predicted model, not a curated record. Gene Ontology annotation, molecular function: protein kinase activity; ATP binding. Gene Ontology annotation, biological process: protein phosphorylation.